CAAUGGUGAAUGCAAUAGGCGUUGGUGCUUAGGCGUUGUCCCGUCCGGGAUUUGUACGAAAUAUCUCAAGUAUUUUUAUAUUAAGUAUAUUUUAUCAAGAAUGGAGUUCCCGAGAUCGGGGUUGCAUUUCCUAGCAGUGAUGGCGCUACUUAUCUGCUUCGUCGAGCGAGGCUUCGCCAUAAAAUGUUGGGAGUGCAGAUCGGAUGCAGAUCCAAAAUGUGCCGAUCCGUUUGACAAUUCUACAGUUCCGAUCACUGAUUGUAAGCAGGAGAAUGAGUUGUCGCAUUUACCAGGAGUAAAGCCAACAAUGUGUCGAAAAAUUCGACAGAAAGUUCAUGGGGAGUGGAGAUACUUUCGCAGUUGCGCGUACAUGGGUGAGCCUGGUAUCGGCGGUGACGAGCGAUUCUGUUUAAUGCGGACUGGAACUUACAACAUUUUCAUGGAAUACUGUACCUGCAACAGCAAAGAUGGCUGUAAUUCUGCUCCUCGUAUUAGUGGAAGCCAAUUGGCUCUUAUGCUUAUAUCAAUAUUCACUGUAGGAUUUGUUUCUUUCAUGAUCUGAAGAAUUUCCUUAGUGCUUUCGUAAAGCCUAUUGGUCGCAAAUCAUUCCAACAAAUAAGAAACAGUAGGUUAUGAAUGCACAUUUGAAGCCCAUACACUCUUUUGAUGCAGUUGUAUUCGUAUGAUGCAAUGCAUUCUUUAUUCUGGAAGAAGUAAUGGAAAUAUGUACUUCAGAUAAAGUAUUGUAACUUAUGCAUCUUUAGACUUCUUACACGAAUGAAAACUUGAGCUUUGGAUAAAAUUUAAGCACUACAUUGUUCCAUGGCCAAAUCAUGCUAGGAUCUUGUAUGUCGAUGGCUAAACAUGCCUACAGCUGACUGAGAAAUAAUAAUACCACUUUAAGAGUAGAUUAAGAUAUGCUUGCUCCUAGAGACUUGAUAAUUAAUUUAUAUUGGUAGACAUUCCAGUAUAUAUAGGGUAACUAUGGCAUUAAUCACGCUCUUUUAAUGCUUCUGUCCGAGUAUUGUUCCAUUCUUGAUGAAUCAUUUUUUAUGAAUGCUUCGCCAAAUAAUUUUUUCAAAUAUUCUUUAUCAUAAGUCAGUCAUCAAACAUCAGUCCCCUGGAGCAAUGUAGAAUUUUACUGCUGCAGAGAUCUGAAUCGUGUAAAGCAUAUCAACCGUUCGUAGUACAAAUAAGAGAUGUUAUGGCGUCUUACACGCAACCGAUGCGUUGGAUUUUAUUAUUACUUAAUAAGACUGUCAAUACCAUUCAGAAUGAAGAAAGAACAGUUAACUUAGGUCUGAGCAUCACGUGAGCAUUUUUAUAUUUUUAUACGAUCACCGUAUAGUGGGUCAAAAUAAAUACUAAUGCAGUGCCUUGUACAUUAAUUGAAAUGAAAUAUUAUUCGUCAGCGUUGCACAGUAUUGUAAAUGAUUAUUAGGGUAGAUCAUUGCGAAAGACAUUUAAGAAACUGCAAUUUUAUAAUUAAAAUUAUACUAAGCGUUUACUGCGAAAGGAAAAUAAAAAUGUUAUAUACAAAUACAA
Messenger RNA from Orussus abietinus, 1545 nucleotides. RefSeq lists its product as uncharacterized. Gene Ontology annotation, biological process: regulation of synaptic transmission, cholinergic; positive regulation of voltage-gated potassium channel activity; sleep. Bases 101 to 562 code for a protein of 153 amino acids. The record is from RefSeq and is a predicted model, not a curated record. The transcript is spliced from 3 exons. NCBI's taxonomy places the organism in Eukaryota, Metazoa, Arthropoda, Insecta, Hymenoptera, Orussidae.